AGCAACUUUAUUUGACCAAAUGUGAAUCCAAAAAAACAAACAAACAAAAGGCCACCUUACAUUAUCCUUCACAUUAGCCAUAAACAUAGCUAACAAAUCCUCUUCCAUUUCCAGUUUUUUAGGUAUCCAUUUGUUAUUAAUUCUUGUUUUCUACGCUUUUCUUUUGUUUUUAUGCCCUUUUUGGACUUGAAUUUUACUUUUUUUAAAAAUAUUGAGGUACUUUCUAUUUUAGAAAUUGAUUUCUACAAUUUCGAUUUUUUUGAGUACUCCUCAUCGUCUUACUUCAGUUUUCUGUUGUUUUUAUGCCCAUUUGGGACUUGGGGUUUAUGUUUCUUGUGUUUUUGUGGAAUUGGGAUUCUGCAAUUUCGAGUUUUUCAGGUACCCAUUUGGUUUUCUUUUGUUUUUAUGCUCAUUUGGGUUUCGUUUCUUAUGUUUUCUGGAUCGAUCAUUCAUUUGGUGAACCAUUGUUAGGGAUUAGCUACGAAAAGGGAAUAUGUUUGGAGAAAGCAGUAAUGCCAACGCGUUGUUGUUUCGAGAUUCGUUAGAGGGGAAUCAUUUCCAGGACGAUGUGAGUGCAUUGCCUCAGAUGCAUCUGUUUGGAGAUGGAUAAGAAGGGGGAGGAGGGUGAUCAGGAGGUGCCACUAAGAGUACAAGAUUCACCAGGAGGAAGAUUCUUUGGACAAGUUGGAGAGCACGUGUGCUUGCAUCGGAUCUCGAGGUAUUGGAUUUCACGGUGGCAAGGCCUGUAUAGCAGAGACGGUCAUCUAGGUGUCACUCUGAUUAAGUUUGCUAGCGACCAAUCAGGUCUGAUGGAAGCCAUGCGGCUAGCUGAAUAUUUUGAGAAAGAUGACCAUGGGUGGUUGGGCUCGAUUUCAGCCCUUGAGAGAGUCUUCUGUUACUUCUGUUGCCCUUAGGAAAUGGUUGGCCUUGCAUGUCUUUCUUCUCUUGCAUUUCUGGCACAAGGUUAGCGGUUUUGAAGUCUAAUGGACUUGGUGAUUGUUCUUGUCCUUGUAGGUUUGAGGCUGGUAUCAUUUGGGUGUUCAAAAAAAUGGUUUCAAGGUUAAUUUUAGGAUGGUUUAUCUGCAGAUAUUAGUACGAAACUAUGCCUCAAAAAGUCGACCUGAAAACAAUAGUAUCGUAUAUGCUUCUGCACUAGUCGAUCAAAGCACUAGUCACUAGAUUGACAUUAGGUUCUGCUGCAAUUUAGACAAUAGUAUCGUAUAUGCUUUCUCCUCUUCAGGUUCAGCAGCAUCUUGCUUUUUGCCUUUCGGUAGUUUUCUUUUGCUGAUACGUUAGUUAUAGUUUCUUUAUAUACUUGAAAGGCAUUAAGACUUUUAUAUAAGCCUGCUUUGAAGGGGCUAG
This is a messenger RNA of Capsicum annuum, 1362 nucleotides long. RefSeq lists its product as uncharacterized. Gene Ontology annotation, biological process: regulatory ncRNA-mediated gene silencing. Bases 603 to 914 code for a protein of 103 amino acids. The transcript is spliced from 4 exons. Lineage: Eukaryota; Viridiplantae; Streptophyta; Magnoliopsida; Solanales; Solanaceae. The record is from RefSeq and is a predicted model, not a curated record.